GGAAAGGUGUACCCAAUACUGGGGUGGGUGCAGAUGUUGUUUGGGUCGAUAGCGUUCAGGGGGUAUUGUCGGGGUGGACACUUGGGACAGUGUUUGGCGCAUGACAUCAUGGGAGGCAGGUUCAUUGCGUAUGGCACUAUCAUGGCUAUCAUGUUCACCGUUGGCGAGUCUUGGGUGCGGCGGAGCGGGAGGAGCCCAGAAUGGUGGGAUUCCUGGGCUAUUACUCUGUGGGGGAUUGUCAACACGUUCACCGAGCAUCACGGGGGCGCUUGGUCGGUCAAGGAUAUGCAGCAUACUAUCCUCGGUGUUCUUUGGUGGACAGGAGGCAUGCUAGGCAUUUUCCUGUCGCGGAACAACCAGCGUUCCGUGAUUCCUAGUAUUAUCAUUAUCCUCACAGGAUGGGCUAUGGCAGGACAUGCACAAGUGCUUAUGAUCUUGACGAUGGUCCACGCGACGUUUGGCUACACUCUCUCAGCUGCCGGGCUUGCACGCAUCGUUGAAGUGUGCUUCCUCUCCUCGGCGAGGUACGAUGUCCCACCAGUGCAGGGUGAUAACAACAGCGAACACACGCUCACGCCGGGAGAUUCGUCGGCAUCGCAGGAAGCUGGGAGAGUCAACGCUGAGAAAGCGUUCAGGCACUUGCCACCUUUCCUAUUGGUUGUUUCUGGAAUCCUGUUCAUGUCAGCGACGGAUGAAGAGCUUGGAUUUGUCAACGAUGAAGGCAUAGACCAUGUCACGUACAUCCUUAUCGUGUUCAGGUCCAUCUCUCCUUCCUUUCCUUUCAACCUUUUCUUGUCUUCUUCGUCCCUCAUCGCAUUCCUCUUGUAUACCCUCGUACUAGCGCUCAUUCACCUCUUCACCAUUUCGGGCCGAAAUGCGUCCUUGAAUUCUCAAACCUCUCUGGCAGGUGAUAACGCCAUUGAACUCACCUCGCCCCGCGGGGCUGCGCCCAAGUGGUACGCUGCUGUGCCGGGCGAAGCGGAGGAGACACAUGUGCUCGGCAUUAGUGACGUCCCCGUGUAAACGACGAGGUGUGUAUGCUGUAGUGCCUAUGGGCGCUUGUUAUCCGUUUGUU
This is a messenger RNA of Coniophora puteana RWD-64-598 SS2, 1075 nucleotides long. RefSeq lists its product as uncharacterized. The transcript is spliced from 13 exons. NCBI's taxonomy places the organism in Eukaryota, Fungi, Basidiomycota, Agaricomycetes, Boletales, Coniophoraceae. The record is from RefSeq and is a predicted model, not a curated record. Bases 34 to 1023 code for a protein of 329 amino acids.